CCGUGGCGGUUCGCGAUGUCCAAACGCGAAAGUAAAAGUUUUCCCAGCCCAGUGCUGAUAAUACUACUCGUAUUCGCUUUAAAUCAGGCGAAAUCGGAGGAGUCCUUGAAAGAGGACUUACCGCAGGCCAAGUUCGAAUGGCCCUCGUUUGCCUGGAUGCGCAAUAAAACCACCAAGGUUACACCCUCGUUGGAUCUGAAAAAUGACUACAGUCAAAUGGAGCUGGCCAACUUUGGGGACUUUGAUCGUCAUCCCUGCCGGAGAGUCUGCCAGCAGGGUCAAUCGCAGAACUGCUAUUACCAACUGGUGGUUCACAAUUAUCAGAGACUUGGACCGGAGUGUCAGAGGUGCCAAUAUGAUGAGAGAGCCUGUGCCGCGGAACACUGUAUAUUUGGCGAUGGAGUGGCCAAUCCAGUGAUGGCUGUGAAUCGCAUGGUUCCAGGACCUCCAAUAGAGCUCUGUGAAAACGAUACAGUGGUGGUGGAUGUUUUAAAUUACCUAGGUGAACCCACAACUAUGCAUUGGCAUGGUAUUCACAUGCAUCGUACCCCUGAAAUGGAUGGAGCACCCUUCAUCACCCAAUAUCCCCUGCAACCUGGGGAGGUUCAGCGCUAUGAAUUCCAGGUGGAUCGCAGUGGUUCCUUGUGGUAUCACAGCCAUGUGGGUUGGCAGCGUGGCUUUGGAAUAGCUGGUGCUUUGAUAGUUCGACAGACAAGACAGGAGAAUCAGCACUCGCAGCUCUACGAUUACGAUUUGGUGGAGCACACCCUGAUGAUCCAGGAUAUCUUCUAUGAAUACAAUCUGCAGGAUGCUCGCAAUAUCCUGGUUAACGGCAAAGGUCGCAAUCAUCUCAGCCAGCUGCCGGAUAAUGAUAAUCGUCAUCGCUACGAAAGACUUAGGGUUACGCCAGGCUAUCGCUAUCGCAUGAGGGUUAUCCUCAAUGGCAUAGCCAACUGUCCCGUGGAGUUCUCCAUCGAGCAGCACAAGCUACUCAUCAUCAGCACCGAUGGCAAUGAUAUAGAACCCGUUCUAGCAGAUGGCUUCUUCUUGACCUCCGCCGAGCGAUUUGAUUUCGUCUUGGAUGCCAAUCAGUAUAAUAAAAACUAUUGGAUCAGGAUUAAGGGCUACGAGCAGUGUGAGAGCAGAAAUCUCUACCAAGGAGCUGUGCUUAGCUAUCGCGGAUCGACUCGUUCGGAGUUGCCACAGGGUGAUAUCCUGGAUAAGCGGAGAAGCAGGUCCGCCGAUGAGGAGGAACUGAUCUUGGUCAAUGAUUUCCGAUAUAAGCCUUCCAAUACUUCGACUAUAUCUUCCCUCCGCCAAUCCCUGGAUAAGGAUAAUAACGUGGGCACUGUCGCCCUGCGAUCCGUAAAUCCCGUACCCUGGAAUCGUUACACCAAGUUCCUGACCCACUACUCCAGUUUUGGUUCAAGAACGGCUCAGAAUGGCGAGCUGCUAUUCCAGAUCGACGAUGUUUCGUACAAUUCCCCGGGAAUAUCCCUGUUGCAGGGCAGGCAUCUUUAUCAGGACGAUGGAUAUUUUUGUAACAAGAGCUCCCUGGCUGCGGAAGGCAGAAAUUGUGAACGGGAACUUUGUGAGUGUGUUCACGUUAUGAGACUUCCGGCCUAUCGACCUUUGGAAAUGGUCGUGGCCAACUAUCUGGACAGCACCCAUCCCUUCCACGUACAUGGGUUUACUUUCCGACUGGUGGGUCAGGGAGUUCUGGGAAAUCUCAAUGAUUUGCGGAAUAUCCGCGAACUUGAUCGCAGGGGAAGACUUCCUCGUUUAUCUGAUGACAGUGCUGCCGUGGCCAAGGAUACGGUUCAGAUUCCGGGACAGGGCUACAUUAUCGUUCGCUUUCUCUCGAAUAAUCCCGGAUUCUGGCUAUAUCAUUGCCAUGUUGAAGCACAUGCCGUCCAAGGAAUGGUGGCGGUCCUAAAAAUAGGGGAAAAUCACCAGAUGAAAAACAUUCCAGCACGAGUGCGCUGCUAA
Messenger RNA from Drosophila takahashii, 1989 nucleotides. It is a transcript of the gene Mco3, whose product is annotated as Multicopper oxidase 3. Gene Ontology annotation, molecular function: copper ion binding; oxidoreductase activity. The record is from RefSeq and is a predicted model, not a curated record. NCBI's taxonomy places the organism in Eukaryota, Metazoa, Arthropoda, Insecta, Diptera, Drosophilidae.